AACUAUUACCAAUUUAAUAAUCCUGUGAUCACUCAGCAUGAAUAUAAUAAAUAUGUUAAACCGAUGAAUUUUAAUUGAACAAAUUAUAAAUUUAUUUGCCUCAAAAGGAGGUCGUCCAGCUUAAUUACAACGUUUUAAUAUUAGAUAGCAGCAUUUUAAUAAUCUGGUUAUUAUUGUUAAAAUUGAGAAUCUCAUUUAAUUUUUAUGGGCAUCCAGAGACCGGUACGUAAUAAAGAAAUUUAUGAAUCUCUCCCGCUAAUGUUGAACCAAAAAUCUACUGAUUUGGAAUGCCAGAUUUCUCAAGCACCGUUGCAACUUCGGAAUUCUGCAAACUGCAUCUUUAUAGGAAUUUUAGAUGAACCAGCUAUGUAGGGUUUGCGGAGAGCCAGCAGCCGGAUUUCACUUCGGUGCUUUUACAUGCGAAGGAUGCAAGUCAUUUUUCGGGAGGUCGUACAACAACCUCAACUCAAUAUCAGAAUGCAAGAACAAUGGGGAAUGUGUCAUAAACAAAAAGAACCGGACCGCUUGCAAGGCCUGUCGUUUACGGAAAUGCCUGCUAGUCGGAAUGUCAAAAAGUGGUUCCCGUUACGGCCGCAGAUCCAACUGGUUCAAAAUCCACUGUCUUCUCCAACAGCAGCAACAACAGCAGCAACAUCAACACCACCAGCUCCAACACCAGCAUCAGCAGCACCAGCAACACCAACACCAUCAGCACCUUCAACAAGCUGCGUCAACUGGUCUGUUAAUUCCAGGUCUCAUGCGACCGCAUUAUAUACCCCCCUUGAGCAAUUCCGCGCCCCCCGCAGAGGCCAAGAGUCCCGAGUCAGAUAGCGGCGCCUCCUCUGCUGAUACGGACGACGAUGUUAGGUCAGCGAGUGCCCUGAGUUAUUUCCAUCAAGUCGGUUCACCGCUAAGUGAUCGGUCGAGUGUUUCUAAUAAAAAAGUACCAUCUGCAGGUAGUGAAAGUAUGUGCUUUGCCGGUAGCGGUCUCCAGAAUAAAUUCCCUUUGGUGUCUUCGUUCGUACCUUCGGUUGUACCAAAUCCUGUCCUUCCCUUGUGGUUUCCACCUCUUCAAACAUUCGGUGACAACAGUUUGUGGAAAGACUUUUGGCUUCGGUCGCCUUUGACUGUUGCCGAGCCCGCGCCAGAACAAGACCAGCCAAUCGAUUUGUCGGUAAAAACCUCGCCAUCUACCACCAAGAUCGCGCUAGAAGAGACUGGUAGGGGACGCGAAUGUGAACAGACGAAGACUACACCACUCGAUUUAAGUCUUGAUAACGGAACAAGUACUACCACCGAUGAGACGAAUUAGAGUGCGGUUUUAGGCGGCGAAUUAAGGUGAAUUCUUAUCAUUUGGUGCUAUCAUAGAUAUACACUUUUCGUUCAGUGCUUUAACAUGUUGAAUGUAGAUUGUAUUGCCACAUAUAUAGAGAUUUAUUUUUCAUAUAAAUAUAUUUAUUAUUUAGAUUGUAAGUAGUCAAAUGGACUAAGAAAAUUUUGUAUUUUAGUAUUUUG
Agrilus planipennis (emerald ash borer) is the source of this 1515-nucleotide messenger RNA. Its product is annotated as protein embryonic gonad-like. The coding region runs from base 356 to 1312 and encodes 318 amino acids. Gene Ontology annotation, biological process: regulation of DNA-templated transcription. NCBI's taxonomy places the organism in Eukaryota, Metazoa, Arthropoda, Insecta, Coleoptera, Buprestidae. The transcript has 3 exons. Gene Ontology annotation, molecular function: DNA-binding transcription factor activity; zinc ion binding; sequence-specific DNA binding. The record is from RefSeq and is a predicted model, not a curated record.